Molecule: messenger RNA, 525 nt
Organism: Triticum turgidum subsp. durum (durum wheat)
Lineage: Eukaryota; Viridiplantae; Streptophyta; Magnoliopsida; Poales; Poaceae
Source: the annotation of a GenBank genome assembly
AUGCAAAUAGAACGGCCAAGAGCUGAAAUCAUGAGCAGCAAGAGGGUGGAUGAGUCGGAGCUAAGGAAGGUCUUCCAGAUGUUCGACAAGAAUGGUGACGGCCAGAUCACCAAGAAAGAGCUAAAUGAGUUGCUCAAGAACCUAGGGAUCUACAUUGCAGACGACGAGAUGGACGCAACCAUGGCCAAGAUUGAUACCAACGGUGAUGGCUGCAUCGACGUCGGGGAGUUCGGCCUACUAUAUCGCUCCAUCCUCGAUGAAGGCGAUGGGCCUAACGGUGGCAACAUGGGCGACGAGGAGGAGGAGAUGAGGGAGGCGUUCAGUGUCUUCGACCAGAACGGUGACGGCUACAUCACCAUUGAAGAGCUGCGGUCCGUGCUGGCAAGCCUCGGCCUCAAGCAGGGUCGCACCGUUGAGGAAUGCCGCCAAAUGAUCAACAAGGUCGACGCCAAUGGCGACGGCCGCGUCGACUUCAAGGAGUUCAGCCAGAUGAUGCGCGGUGGCGCAGCCGAUCGUGAGGAUUGA